Molecule: messenger RNA, 1669 nt
Organism: Scheffersomyces stipitis CBS 6054
Lineage: Eukaryota; Fungi; Ascomycota; Pichiomycetes; Serinales; Debaryomycetaceae
Exons: 1
Coding region: 1-1581 (526 amino acids)
Biological process (GO): maturation of SSU-rRNA from tricistronic rRNA transcript (SSU-rRNA, 5.8S rRNA, LSU-rRNA)
Cellular component (GO): 90S preribosome; small-subunit processome; nucleolus
Molecular function (GO): protein binding
Source: RefSeq, a predicted model, not a curated record
AUGGCUGUAGCAGGAAAAAUGGGAUCGCACCCCCGACCCGGAACGGAGAAGUACUCCCGUGGUUACAACAAGGAGCAGAGAAGAGCUCACUACUCCAAAGACAAGAAGCUCAAUGCUGGUCUCAAGAAGUUGGAUCAACAGCAUAAAGAAGCCAUGAGGUCUGCAGCAGGAACCGAGUUGCUUUUACAAGAAGAGGUCGGGUUUUUAGAAGCAGAUGGACCAAUGGAAAAAACCUUCAAAUUCAAACAAGAUGAAAUCACAGAGGUAUUAGAUGAGAGUACAGUCAACAAGAAGUUCGAGCUCAAGCUUCCACAACUAGGCCCUUACACCGUAGACUACACGAGGAAUGGCAGAGACUUGUUGAUAGGUGGAAAGAAAGGUCAUAUAGCCUCUUUUGACUGGAGAAAAGGAACUUUGGAUUGUGAGUUACACUUGAAUGAGACCGUACAUGCUGUAAAGUAUUUGCACAACGACCAGUACUUUGCCGUGGCCCAGAAGAAGUAUACCUUUAUCUACGACAAACAAGGCACAGAGUUGCACCGUUUAAAACAGCAUAUAGAUUCGACAUUAUUGGACUUCUUGCCGUACCACUUCCUCUUGGCUACUGCAGGGAACACUGGCUUCUUGAAGUUCCACGAUGUGUCUACUGGAGACUUGGUCUCUGAAUUCCGAACCAAGCUUGGACCUACCCAGGCUAUGAAACAAAACCCAUGGAACGCUGUGAUGCACUUGGGCCAUGGAAAUGGUACUGUUUCCUUAUGGGCUCCCAACAUGGCUUCGCCUCUAGCCAAGAUGCUUUCGUGUAGAGGGCCAGUCAGAGACGUGGCUAUAGACAGAGAAGGCAAGUAUAUGGCUGUGAGUGGAGCCGACAAGACGUUGAAGAUCUGGGACUUGCGUAAGUUCAAAGAACUCGACCACUACUUCACACCUACACCAGCUUCUUCGUUGGACAUAUCCGAUACUGGCUUGCUUUCCAUUGGCUGGGGACCACAUGUAACCGUGUGGAAGGACGUUUUCAAAUCAAAGCAAUCUGAUCCAUAUAUGACGCAUUUGAUUCCGGGUUCCAAGACGGAGAAGGUGAAGUUCGUGCCCUUUGAAGAUAUCUUGGGUGUGGGUCAUCAGAACGGAUUUAGUUCGUUGAUCAUUCCAGGCUCGGGUGAAGCCAACUUCGAUGCCUUGGAGUUGAACCCAUACGAGACUGCUAAACAGAGGCAAGAGCUGGAAGUCAGAUCACUUAUCAACAAGUUGUCACCUGACACCAUCUCACUUGAUCCUAAUGUUAUUGGAACAGUAGACAAGAGAGCCAACAGCAUACGGUUGAAGCCUGGUCAAAUCGAAGAGCUAGAUGCCGACAAAGAGAAAUCGGAAAAAAUGGAAAUCAGACCAGAUGUCAGAGGUAAGAACUCGGCCUUGAGAAGACACUUGAGAAAGAAGGCACAGAAUGUUAUUGACCAGAGAAAGUUGAGAAUCGAAAAGAACUUGAAGACGGAGAAGGAAGCUAGACAGAGACGACACAGAGAGUUCAAGGGUAUUCCUGAAGAGAAGGACCUUUUGGGCCCAGCUUUGGCAAGAUUCAAGUAGAUUUUUGUUAUCAUUAGCAUAUAUGCAUAUAUAUAAGUAAUUAUAUAUAUACGAGUGUACAUUAUUCAAAUUCCGUGGUUCAAUAUAU